GGACAGGCAGUCACCAGAGACUGUACACAUGACUCACACAUGUGGUCGAGGCGAGCGAGGGAGCAGAGACAGUGGAGCAGAGAAGUUGUGAACAGCCUUCCGGAUAACCUUCUGUCAAGGUAUACUGACUUCCACCAUGGCUGCAUAUCUGGGCUUCUUCAUUUUGGCUCUCAGUGUGGUGGGACAGAAGCUCCCUUCAAGCCCGCAUGGCUGCAUGGAGGGAAGCUGUUACCCGGCAACAGGCAACCUGCUGGUUGGCCGAGCCAUGAAUCUGACCGCUACCUCCACUUGUGGUCUUCAUGGGCCAGAACACUACUGCAUAGUCAGCCACCUGCAGGAAUCAGACAAGUGUUUUGCGUGUAACUCUCAGCAUCCUUAUGACCCGUACAACCACAAAAACAGUCACCGCGUGAAGAACGUCAUCCAACUCAAGGACAGCAACGAGGACCUCACCUGGUGGCAGUCUGUCAACGGGGAGGAGGGUGUCAGUAUCAGACUGAAUCUGGAGGCAGAAUUCCACUUCACUCACCUCAUCAUGAUGUUUAAGACCUUCCGACCGGCCGCCAUGCUGAUCGAGCGUUCGGCUGAUUUUGGUCGCUCCUGGAGACCGUACCGUUAUUUUGCCUACAACUGCUCCAAGACGUUCUCCAGAGUGCCCGCCCACUCCCUCCACCACAUCAAUGAUGUCAUCUGUGAGGAGAGAUACUCUGGCAUCGAGCCCUCCACGGAAGGAGAGGUCAUUUAUAAAGUGCUCGACCCUGCCAUACAUGUGAAAGACCCAUACAGUUUGGAGAUUCAAGAGCUGUUGCGGAUCACCAACCUGCGGAUCAACUUCACCAAGCUGCACACCCUGGGAGAUAACCUGCUGGACCGGCGCUCUGACGUUCUGCAGAAGUACUACUACUCCCUGUACGAGCUGGUGGUGAGGGGCAGCUGCUUCUGCUACGGACACGCCUACGAGUGUGCCCCCGUACCAGGGGUGGACGCCAGGGACAAUGGCAUGAUCCAUGGGCGAUGUGUUUGUAAACACAACACUGAGGGGUUGAACUGUGAGCACUGCAGAGACCUCCACAACGACCUGCCCUGGAGGCCAGCCGAGGCAGACAACCCUCACACAUGCAGAGAAUGCAACUGUAACGGUCACUCCAAACAGUGUCACUUUGACAUGGCGGUGUACCUGGCCACAGGCAAUGCCAGCGGUGGCGUCUGUGACGACUGUCUCCACAACACCAUGGGACGCACCUGUGAGAUGUGUAAACCCUUCUAUUACCUGAACCCCAGCAGGGACAUCAGAGAUCCAGGAGUCUGUAGUGCGUGUGACUGUGAUCCUGUGGGUUCCAUGGAGGGAGGUGUGUGUGACAGCCACACAGACCAGGACAUGGGUAUGAUCGCGGGGCAGUGCCGCUGUAAGCUGAACGUGAAGGGCACCCGCUGUGACUAUUGCAAGGAGGGAUACUAUGGUCUGAGCCAGAACGACCCACAGGGAUGCCAACCGUGUAACUGUGACCCUCGUGGGAUUAUAAUGCUGGGAGCACCAUGUGAUCAGAUAAGUGGGGACUGCUCCUGUAAGACAUAUAUCACAGGCCGCUACUGCAACCAGUGUCUGCCAGAGUACUGGGGCCUCAGUAAUGACCUAGCAGGCUGCAGAGCAUGUGACUGUGACUUUGGUGGAGCCUACAUCAACAGGUGUAUGGUUGAAAAUGGCCAGUGUGACUGUCGGAGGAACCUGAUUGGUCGACAGUGUUCUGACGUGCAGCCUGGGUACUUCUGUGCUCCGCUGGACCACUACAAAUACGAGGCAGAGGACACCGUUGGCCACUCACCUAGUGACUACAAUCUACCGGGCAAGGCCAGGCCCCAGGCUGAGGUCGACUGUGUGGAGCACCUCAACAACCAGCUGAGGAGACACAGGCGCCAUCAACGCAUCGCCAACACCCAGCAGCAGAGGGCAGCACUGAGACGCAUCCGCCAGCUGCAGCAAACACCGGAUGUGAGGCGUGUCCACAGGGAGCGAUCCCAGGGUCACAUGAUCACCUGGACUGGACCUGGUUUUGCCCAGGUCAAAGACGGAGCUGGACUAGUCUUCGCCAUAGACAACAUCCCCCAUGCCAUGGACUAUGACAUCAUGAUCCGCUAUGAGCCAGAGUCAACAGAGGACUGGGAGGCCAUAGUGACUGUCACCUCCCUGCUGCUAUCCUCUAGCUCCCGCUGUGGCAACCUGCUGCCUACUGAACAGCUGUAUACAGUCACCCUGCCACACCACAGGAGGUACGUUCAGAUGCCCAGUCCUUUCUGCUUUGAGCCCAGUAACCGUUAUGUAGUGACCAUCAGACUCCAGCGACACGGAGUGUCCCAGAGACACCUGACUGCUUUCAUCCUUGUAGACUCGCUGGUGCUGACCCCCAAGUACACGGAGCUGCCAGGUUUCCAGGGUCACGACCCGGCGGCAGAGGAGCAUCGUGAUGAGAUGGUACGUUACAUGUGCCUGGAGUCCUUCUUAGCCACGCCAACACCACUGCUGGCAGAGAUGUGCACCAAGCUCAUCUGUAGUAUCUCUGCCAUCCUGCACGACGGAGCACUGCAAUGUCAGUGUGACCCCCAGGGGUCUCUCAGUGCUGAGUGUGACAGGGUCGGAGGUCAGUGCCGCUGUAAACCUAACGUGAUUGGAAGACGGUGUGACCAGUGUGCACCUGACACUUACAGCUUCGGACCAUAUGGAUGUACUGCCUGUGACUGCCACUCCCAGGGCUCUCUGGGAGACCAGUGUGACCCGGUGACGGGGCAGUGCCCGUGCAGACAGGGGACCAGCGGGCGUCAGUGCUCAGACUGCCAGCCUGGCCAGUGGGGCUUCCCCAGCUGCAGGCCAUGCCAGUGUAACGGGCACGCUGAUGGGUGCAACCCACAGACAGGGGAGUGUCAGGCCUGCAGGGACCACACUGAUGGACAGCUCUGUGAAAGGUGGGCAGGGGGAUAA
Molecule: messenger RNA, 2974 nt
Organism: Salvelinus namaycush (lake trout)
Lineage: Eukaryota; Metazoa; Chordata; Actinopteri; Salmoniformes; Salmonidae
Product: laminin subunit beta-2-like
Exons: 21
Coding region: 137-2974 (945 amino acids)
Biological process (GO): cell migration; substrate adhesion-dependent cell spreading; basement membrane assembly
Cellular component (GO): laminin trimer
Molecular function (GO): extracellular matrix structural constituent
Source: RefSeq, a predicted model, not a curated record